UAUAAAGCUGUUGCUGCUCUCAACCCUUUCAAACGCAGAUCUCUUCCCCAAAUCACCAAGUGCAGUAUUAGUUUAUUGGUUGCUGGGAAGGUGAAAAUAUGAAUCGAGGAGGGAGCAGUGGUGGGGGUCAGAGUUCUUUGGGUUACUUGUUUGGGAGUGGAGAGGCCCCGAAGCCGGCCCCAAAAGCUACACAAGCUGCUCCAUGUGAAACCCCAGCAGCAAACAAUGUGACAGCUGCAAAACCUGAUCCCGUUUCUCCCCCAGUAGAUAUUGCUAAGCAGGUUCCUGCAGGCAUAAAUAGCAAUCCUUCAAACAACUACUUCAGAGCUGAUGGUCAGAAUACUGGGAACUUCAUUACGGAACGACCCUCGACAAAGGUCCAUAAUGCACCUGGUGGUGGAUCUUCUCUCGGGUAUCUCUUUGGCAGCGGUGGUGGUGGCAGCAACUGAAUUUUUUUUUCUGGUAUCACCUCUUAAUCUGAGGUUUGAACUUGUAAUCAUAAAGAUAAAUGCAUGUUUCUUCUGCAAACUCUGGAAAUCUUCUUCAUGAUGACAUGUAAUAUAUUUGGUGACAUUUUGUCCUGUUUUUCUUUGUAUGAAUUCAAUCUUUCAUAAAAGGAUUUGGAAUUCUUUUGUGUG
Molecule: messenger RNA, 638 nt
Organism: Cynara cardunculus var. scolymus (artichoke)
Lineage: Eukaryota; Viridiplantae; Streptophyta; Magnoliopsida; Asterales; Asteraceae
Product: protein SPIRAL1-like 2
Exons: 3
Coding region: 99-449 (116 amino acids)
Biological process (GO): cortical microtubule organization
Cellular component (GO): cortical microtubule, transverse to long axis
Source: RefSeq, a predicted model, not a curated record